CGAUUACAUUUCUUCUUGAUCAUGAAGAUAAGUGCUGCCAUGUAUGUGUGGUCUCUCUUCUACUUUUUCAGGGUACUAUGUUCAUACGUGCUCGAAGAUGACAUACAAAGCUGCAUAUCAGCCUUCAGAGCUGCUUUGUCCUCUGACCUACGAGUGGGUUCCUUUUCCCUUAUGCAAACCACUAUUGGACAAGGACAAGUAUGCAGUUCUAUCCAAAGCCCUGAAGAGAAAUACUGCUGGUGGAGGUGGAGGUGCCCAAGCUUCUCGGGUAGCCCCAGCAGGUUCUUCCGGAAUUGCUGCCAUUGAUAGUCCUCGGAGGGACACAGCUGAAAGCCAUCCUGCCGGGCAUGUGCAGGGGUCUGUGAACCAGGACAGACCAGGAGCAGGCAUGGAUGCUAAUGGCGGUAAUGGUCUGGGGACCACUGGAAGUGAAGAAGUGACACCCAGGCACAGAAGACCUCAGGCACAUCAUCCCGAGCAUGCAGAUCAGGUUCAGUGGCCAUCAUUAGGUGGUGAUGAGGACGGAAGGAGUUUUCAUGACGAGGAUAGUGACAAUGCAGCAAAUAAUAACAGUGCCCAACAAGCCACAACUGAGGAGGUGGCUCUGAGCAAUGCUGUGAGGGAGGGUGAUGAUACUGGACAAGGUGAUGGCAUGGAGGAUGAGGAAGAGGAAAGUGAUGAUGAUAUCAUUGAUGAGCUUGAAGAGCAAGUUGACGAGGAGGGUGAUGAUGAGAUCACCGCUGCUGUGGGGAACAUUCCUGUCGUCAUUUUGGGCAGAACUUUUCCAUACCAGCGGGCCACGUCAGCAGACCACGUCAGCAGACCACAUCAGCGGACCACAUCAGCAGGCCACGUCAACAGGGAGUGCCACGUCAGCCACCCGGGCGUGUUUAUGCUGACGCACUCGCAGACAGCCGUCAUGGACCAGAAACCGGGGGAAACGGUGGAGGCAUAUCAGGACCGCAUGCUGGCUUUGAUCAUAGAAGCCAAGCAGCGGGCGGAUGCAGUAGCAGUUGCAGAGAAGAAGAAGGCAGAGGAUGCCGAGCAGGCACGACUGCUUGCUCUUGAACAGCAGCGUUUGCAGGCCGAGGCAGCAGCGAAGGCUGCAGAUGAAGAACGAUUGAAGCGGCGUGAGAAGAUUUUCAGCGGGGAGCAAGCAUUACUCACAUUGGCAGCGGAAUGGCGAACUGAGGCGGAGACAGGGAAGAUGGAGGAGAGCGAGACCAAGAUUGCCCUCCUCCUCUCCCAUCUCACGGACCUCCUGGCGACAUGCAUCGUGCAGCAGGAGGACAUUCACAGCCCCCAGCUGAUCUUCGUGUGUAACUCGGCAACGACCACCCCGUACUGGGACAAGAGAUUGUCCAGCCAUGCCUGGCAUGCGUCUCCCGACCGGGAGUAUAAGUACGCGUGUCGUGUGUCGUCCUUGAGUGUGCUGACGUCAGUCUCCAAUGCGUCCAGGCGGUCUGAUGUGUUGGAGGAGCUUGCCACAGGGGCGGCGGCUGGUCGUUGCUCCAGCUGCUGUACGCGGCUGCGAACACUCUUGACUUCGGCGGCGUGGCACAAGCGGUUCCAAGUGGAGCCGCCGGAGAUCAAGGCCAUGGACAAGCUCAUGACCCUCGAGCAAGGCUCGCUGCCAAGCGUCGACUGGAUUGCCGAGUACCAACGCUUGACAUCCGUCCCAGGUCUCCCGAUGGGCUUCAAAGCCAUCAAGCACUACUUCAUUUCGAGGUCGUGCCCGACGUUGAGCAACGCCUUGACGCAUGUCGAGGACACACUUACAACGACGGCGCAACUGUUCGACAAGGCCGCACAGAUUAUCAUCACGAACAAGGAGGCGAAGAACCUCACUCGUGCUGCGGCAGGCCCGAGCAAGGACCAGCAUCGGCCCAAGGUGGCCGUGGUUGCGGCGGCAUCGCCAAGCAGCCAAUUUAGCGAGGCGGAGUUCGGAGGAAGGCAAACCCGACGAUCAAGUUGGCGGAUGGAAAGACGCAGCAACUUCUCGACCGUUACAUCGAGGCCGUACCGGUGUACUUUCGCACCUCACGCAUGCGAACCGGUCACGUUCGACAUCUUGGACACGGACUUCGAUAUCAUUCUGGGAAUGCCUUGGCUUGCAAGUGCGGAUCACACGGUCAACUUUCACCAACGGACUCUCACCGUUCGCGACGCCUUCGACGCCGAGGUGCCGUGUACUAUUCCUCUUCCGCACCCUUCGAUCCGGUGCCAAGUCGUGACGGCCAAAUCGUUCCGAACUACAUGUGCAUAUGAGCAACCCGAAGAGAUAGGCCUAUGUUUCUUGCGGACUAGCGCGGUAGCCGACUCUUCACCAUCGGACUUGUCUUCGAACCCCCGCGUGGUACGGCUGCUUGAUGAGUUCGCCAACAUCUUCGAGUCACCUACCGUUGUAAUGUCGGAUCGGCCGAUCUCUCACGAGAUCAUUCUUGAGGCCGGUGCCGUGCCGCUGAAAGGUUGCAUCUAUCGGAUGAGCGAGGAGGAACUGGAGGUCCUUCGCGCACAACUCGACGACUUGUUGGCCAAGGGCUGGAUCCGCCCUAGCAGCUCCCCAUAUGGAGCACCAGUUCUCUUCGUAAGGAAGAAGAACAAGGAUUUACGUCUGUGCAUCGACUACCGCAAGCUCAACGCGCAAACUGUGAAAAAUGCGGGGCCUCUUCCUUGUAUCGACGAUCUUCUUGAGCGACUGGGCGGUGCCAAGUUCUUUUCCAAGUUGGACUUGAAGUCGGGGUAUCAUCAGAUUUCGAUACGCCCGAAUGAUUGCUACAAGACCGCAUUCAAGACGCGGUAUGGACAUUUUGAGUGGGUGGUCAUGCCUUUUGGCCUCACCAAUGCCCCGGCAACCUUCCAGGCGGCCAUGACCCACGAGUUCCAUGCUAUGUUGGAUCGGUUCGUGCUGGUCUACCUAGACGACAUUCUCGUCUACAGCCGGACUCUGGAGGACCAUCUUGAGCAUCUUCGACGUGUGUUGGAGACGCUCCGCCGUGCCAAGUACCAAGCCAACCGCGACAAGUGCGAGUUUGUCCGGCAAGAGCUUGAGUACUUGGGCCAUUUUGUCACACCAGAGGGCAUCAGCCCGCUAUUGGAGAAAAUUCAAGCCAUCCAGGAGUGGUCGGAGCCGUGUAACGUCACGGAUGUCCGUUCGUUUCUUGGUCUUGCCGGCUACUAUCAGCGCUUCAUCAAGGGCUAUUCGAAGAUCGCGGCCCACUUGACCAAGCUUCAAUGCGAGGAUCGGCCGUUUGACUUCGACGAGGAUGCGCGGGAAUCUUUCUUGGCUCUCAAAGCUGCACUUUUGUCAGCGGAGGUCUUGCGAAUCUACGACCCGCUAUUGCCCACACACCUCACUACUGAUGUGUCCGGCUAUGGUAUUGGCGCUGUCCUCGAGCAACACGAUGGCGUGGAUUGGCACCCGGUCGAGUAUUUCAGCAAGAAGAUGCCCGCCGUGCACUCUAUUGAUGACGCGAGGAAGAAGGAAUUAUUGGCCUUCGUUCUCCUUCGCACUCUCAUCCGUCCCGAUCGGAAGGAUUGGGUUGAGCGGCUGCCGGAUGUCGAAUUGGCCUACAAUUCGUCCAUCCACCCGGCUAUUGGGUUGUCGCCUUUCAAGUUUGAGCAUGGCUCUCCGGUCACUUCUCCGUUGGACACCAUCGUUCCACGCACGACCGAGAGCGACGACCAUCUCCUUUUCUUGCGUCGGAUGCAAGAGCUUCUUGUCAAGGCACGCAAUCAGAUGGCAAAGACGCAGCAACGCAUGAGCCAGCAGGCCAAUCGCCAACGUCUUCCUUGUCCAUUCCGCGUCGACAACCUCGUGUGGGUUUCCGCCGCGGAAUUCAGCCUUGAGCAGGAUAUCUCUCGCAAGCUCCUCCCGAAAUGGAUGGGGCCAUGGCCGAUUGUAGCACCUCCUGGGGAUGCACCUGAGGGACCUUCCUUCACAGUUCAGGUGCCCGCCCACUUGCCCGUCUACCCGGUUUUCCAUUGCUCCAAGUUGGCGCUGUACACACCAGCAGACCAGGAUGACUUUCCUGGGCGACGAUCGCAAGACCCACCCUCUAUGGACGGCUUUCAGGAGGUCGGUGACAUCAUUUCCCAGCGACGCUACGGCAACAGGCCGACCGAGUAUCUGUGGCUUGGCGGGGUGGCGGAGGAGCUGGGCUUUGAUGGCUUGGAUGAGGGGGUUGGUGGGGAUGGCGAAGGUUCUACGAAUGCUUUUGCCGCCACACUGCCUGAGACAUUGGACAUUGACGCUGCGCAAGUACUGCAAAGUUGUGGGGAUGAGACUGUCGAGCCGGAUUCUGUACCAUUAUACUGGACAGGGAGCGUAAGAGCUUGCCUAGAUUCCAGGGAGAUGUUAGUGUCUGGCAGCUACACAGUCCAGUCACCUGCAAUCAGGAGGUUUACUGAAGGAGGUGAUUGAGAACUUCUGCCAUAUCAUAAAAAAAACAAGGCAAACUAUGUGUGUCUGUUUUUUUCUGGAAAGGUCAGGCUCUAGGAGUUGGCAUUGGGAGCAGAGGGGCGGUCCUGGCACCCUCAAUCACCUGGGUUAUCGACAAAGCUCAUGGAAGGGAUAGUUAUACCCGCGGAGGACGAACUUGAGCCCUUGGCAACCAGCACGUUUACUUAAGGAGGCCAUCCACUGACUAGCGUGCAUGUCUCAUGAGAUGGGGUUCUGGAAGAAGUAGGUUUCAUAUUUCCCUAGUCAUUCUGGAAGAAGUAGGUUCUGAAAUUGGACAUGGGGAGCAGGGGAUGUCCAGGCAGUGACGUCUCCUAGGGCUAUGGAUUGACAGAUUGGAGGGAGACUUGCGCUCUCAAAAGAUUGCAUUCGACAGGAUUUGAACUCCUGACCUGUGCAUGGAAAUCGGAGAGGAGUUGCUCUACUGAGUAGUUGUACUAAGCUGUGGAUUGGUGGUGUCAAGCAGGGGUUGGACCUACGUACACACCAUCUUUCCUUCAGCAGGCAUGCUGGUACAGUCCAAAGCAUACUAGGAAAAGCUGGAGCAAGUGCUUGAGAUGGGCUCUCGAGCGAUUCGGGGAGCAUCCAUCAGCAGAUUGGGGGGGGGGGGGGAGUUAUUGGCAGGCAGAGCAUGUCCCAGCUGCAGGGACUUCUCUACCAAUUCGGGGAGCAUCCAUCAUCAGAUGGGGGGUUGGGGGUGGGGGUGGGGGUUAGGUUCUUGGCAGGCAGAGCAUAUCCCAGCUGCAGGGACUUGUUAAUACUUGAGAGGAAUGAAGGCAUGCCUGUUAUGACAGGCAGACAAGGACAGAGCCUGUGGACAGGUAUCUUUGACAAGCAAAAAGAGCGGGCAUGUGCAUUUUCUUUCUUUCUGGUGCGCAUAGAUGAUACAUGGUUUGGGUGUGGCUUACACCUCACACCCUCCUAAGUAAUGAUAAAAAUUAUGUCACCACUCUCACCUUCAUGACUUUGUGCGAUUGAUGCAUCCAUCCAUGGAGGUGGGGUGGUUGGGUCUAAGCAUGUGCUCCCAGCAGGUGGUCGCAUUCGAGAACUUAUCACAAUUCUCAUGGCACGCAGCUCUCUUGCCAUAUUGGAGGAAUCCUCCUCCAGUCUAUAUGCCACUCUCUUUCUUUCUUUCCUUUUUUUCCCGUAUGCCAGUUUCUCCCAACUGUAAGACCCAAGCAACUAAACACAGGUAUUACACGUACUGGGCAGGGAAGAUAACAGAGCAGUCGCAUGGUGAACUCUCCCAUAUGAGCUAUUAUUUGCUGCACUGCUGUGACCCCCCGUUGUGAUUUCCAGCACCACUUUGCUUCCUCGCUCCCAUGGUCUAGGGUGAUGAGGGUCCUUGAGAGAUUUCCCAUGAGUGUGCCAUGGCGAGCGUGGUCUGAUGGUUCUAACUUUUUUUAUGCAGUGUAAUUCGAGUUUUGACCAGGAACACAAACUGUCUUUUUGGAAAAGAUAGCUGCGCUGCUGCGGUAAGCUCUUCUGACCAUCCCAUCCUGACACAUUUGUAAGGACACUCGCACAGGCCACAUGCGCACCUUGUGGACCAAGUAUAAACCACGAUUCCCCCCGAGAACAAAAGAAUGAUGCUCCG
This is a messenger RNA of Chara braunii, 6056 nucleotides long. The record is from the annotation of a GenBank genome assembly. Lineage: Eukaryota; Viridiplantae; Streptophyta; Charophyceae; Charales; Characeae.